CGCUCUCGCUUUGUUGCAGCUUUCAGGUUAUCUUUAACUUCAAUAAUUUUUGUUUCUGCUCUAAUUAUCUCUCCGUGCCAUCCUCCGAGCCAUUCGCCUGUCUACUGCCAGAAUGUCAUUUCUACGCACCACGCCGUCACGCCUUUCAAGACCCUUCCAGCCGCGAGUUUUGCGACACUUGAAUUACGCUGGUCGAUUCUACUCCUCUAAACCUGAAGAGACCGACAUCAACUCGAUCCUCGCGAAACCGUCCUGGUCGGUCCGCUCGCUACUCCCCGACGAAACCGCUAAACCGUCCUCCCCAUCCGUCACCCCAGCGCAGCUGCGACAUCUGUUGCGGCUCUCGGCCCUCCCUCAGCCAGCCAGCAAGGAAGAGGAGACCAAGAUGCUGGAGACUCUCGAAUCUCAAAUCCACUUCGUCAAGGAGAUCCAGAGCGUGGACGCGUCGGGCGUUGAACCUCUCCAGAGCAUCCGAGACGAGAGCCCCGAGGCAGUCCAAGAGAACACCAUUGGACUGGAUCAGCUCCGAGAAGCCUUUUCCGAAGAACGAGUCGUCGGUAGAAACAAGAGAAUCCAACGGAUUGAGGGAGAGAGGAAUGAGCGCCCGGACGGGGAUGCUGACCAGGACCUGACCACGAUUUUGGAUCGCUCGCAACGCGCCGACCUAACCGUGCUGGUCGCUGAGAUCACAGAGUCCAUGCGCCAGGUCAUUGAACAGAAUUAUCAUAACCACACAUCCGAGCCCGAUCGGUUCCCUCCGGAGAAAGAAACGGAAGAUAAGCUGCGUUCCUCGAUCGAUAGUCAGGAAGAAGACUCAGCUAGCGAAAACAAACCCACAUUCGUGAAACUCUCCGCCAAUGACCUGAGGGACGAGGCCAGUACAUUGAGCAAUUUCGAUGAUUGGAGAGAGACGGUGCUUCUCCGUAUCGGUGAAGUGGUCAAUCGGGAGGAGGAAGAUCACGAGGGAGAAGAAAGCCCUGAACGCUCGGAAGUGCCGCCAGAAUCCCAGCCGCAGCUUGACCAGGACGAGAGAUCCAUCCAGAAGUUACAUGAGGUCUAUCCUCCGGUGCAGACGCCUCUUGCACGGCUUGAUAAAGCGAAGAAGCUGCUGAUUCUCCAUUCACUACUGCUCUUACUGCUCAGCUUAGAGCAUUACAAUGCUCGGUCGCGUGUCUUGAUGCUAUACGUCUCAUCAAGCUUGAACUUGGAUGUCAAGGUUCUGAACGGCGACGAGGUAACAGUCGCGCGGGGCUUGCUUGACACGGCUCUUCAACUCUCCGGCAGCGGUGAUGGACAAGGUCAAAGGGAGAAGAGCGAUUCCUCAAGAAAGUGGAAGGUUGGCAUCGCAUCCGUCACCGGGGCUGUGUUGAUUGGAGUCACCGGUGGACUUGCUGCGCCUUUGGUUGCCGCAGGUCUCGGUACUGUUCUCGGAGGGCUCGGACUCGGGGCUACAGCAGCCGCGGGAUACCUUGGAGCUCUUGCUGGUAGCGGUGUCAUUGUCGGUGGUCUCUUCGGUGCCUAUGGCGGUCGGAUGACUGGACGCAUGGUGGACAAGUAUGCACGUGAGGUGGACGACUUUGCAUUUUUACCGAUUCGAGGAUCGCGACACCGAUCGGAAGAUGAGAAAGAGGCUGCUCAAGAGGACCACCGGCUCAGAGUCACUAUUGGCGUUACGGGAUGGGUCACUGAAGAAGACAAUUUCGUGGUUCCGUGGCGUGUCAUUGGUGCCGACUCCGAAGUAUUCGGCCUACGAUGGGAGAUGGAACCUUUGAUGAACCUCGGAAAUGCCAUGGAUCUCUUAGUCACCAGUGCUGCAUAUGCUGCUGGCGAACAGGUCUUGAAGAAGACCGUUUUCGCCUCCCUUCUUAGUGCUGUGGUGUUACCUCUUGGUCUGCUGAAAGUCACCAGAGUGGCCGACAACCCUUUCAGCGUUGCCAAGGCACGUUCUGACAAGGCUGGUGAAGUUCUUGCGGAUGCAUUGAUCAGCAAAGUGCAAGGCGAACGCUCAGUCACUCUCAUUGGAUAUUCUCUGGGCUCUCGGGUAAUUUUUUCCUGCCUUCAGAGUCUAGCCAAAAGACGCGCAUAUGGCUUGGUGGAAUCCGUCGUCCUCAUGGGAUCCGCCACUCCAUCUGACACCGAGUAUUGGCGUCGCAUGCGCAGCGUUGUGAGCGGCCGCAUCGUGAACGUCUACUCUGACAACGACACCGUCCUCGCGCUCCUCUACCGAACCAGCAGCUUCCAAAUGGGCGUCGCAGGUCUGCAGCCUGUCCAAGGUGUCCCCGGCGUCGAAAAUCUCGACGUCAGCGACAUCAUCAGCGGUCAUCUUCGCUACCAGUUCCUGGUCGGACACAUCCUGACCCGCGUCGGACUAGAGAGCAUCGACAGACGCGAGGUCAUACGCGAGGAAGUCGCACUGGAAGCCAAAGACCGGAAACAGGAGCAAGAGCGCAUCCGGAACAAGCGUCGCGCGGGCAUUGACGAAAACCCAGACGAGGACUCGGCUCGCCGGGUGUUGGAAACCGACCAAGGUGCAGAAGAGGACGCACGGCUUCAGAGACAGAUCCAAGCCAGGACUAAUGAUCAAUUGCCUCCUCGGUUGCCGCGUCGUCCUACCAACCUGGAGGAGGAGGAGCGGCCUAAGCUCCCCCUGCGUCCUAAUAUUCCGCGACGCCCUGUCCCGGACAGCGCGCAGGGAGGGCUCUAGAUUUGUUUGUCCUGCCACGAGUGUUUCAACGUGCAACACGAUUCAGGGGAUGUCUGGAAUGGAUGGUUGUGGGAUGGAUAAUGCAUUUAGAUCAAUUAAACUGAUUUACCC
Aspergillus steynii IBT 23096 is the source of this 2815-nucleotide messenger RNA. RefSeq names its product DUF726 domain protein. The transcript is spliced from 2 exons. NCBI's taxonomy places the organism in Eukaryota, Fungi, Ascomycota, Eurotiomycetes, Eurotiales, Aspergillaceae. The record is from RefSeq and is a predicted model, not a curated record. Bases 113 to 2704 code for a protein of 863 amino acids.